Molecule: messenger RNA, 954 nt
Organism: Brachypodium distachyon (stiff brome)
Lineage: Eukaryota; Viridiplantae; Streptophyta; Magnoliopsida; Poales; Poaceae
Product: early nodulin-like protein 1
Exons: 2
Coding region: 119-742 (207 amino acids)
Cellular component (GO): plasma membrane
Molecular function (GO): electron transfer activity
Source: RefSeq, a predicted model, not a curated record
UCUCGAUAUAAAUCGGCCAGACAACCGUGAUCGAGCCUCAGCAAACACAACCAAGAACAAUACCACAAACUAGCCGGAACGCGAGUACAUCUUGGAUUAAUUCCUGAGCGAGAUCAUUAUGGCACAGGGGAUGCGGCGCAUUAUUGCUGUGGCGUGUGUGGUCAUGCUGGCGUGGGCGUCGACCGCGUCCGCGUUCGUGUUCAAGGCCGGGGGCACGGGCGAGUGGCGCGUGCCCGGCGCCAAUAACGUUGGCGCCUACAACACGUGGGCGGAGCACACCCGGUUCCGCGUCGGUGACGCCAUAGCGUUCACGUACCAGCCGGGCAGCGACUCGGUGCUCAUCGUCGACAAGAAGUCGUACGACGCCUGCGACACGGGCUCGCCGGUUGACAGGUUCGACGACGGCAACACGGUGUUCACCUUCACCAAGUCCGGCCCGUUCUACUUCAUCAGCGGCAACAAGGACAGCUGCAACCGCGGCGAGAAGCUCGUGGUCGUCGUCAUGGGGCCCCGUGCCGCCACCAACAACGGCACCUCCGCGCACGACGCGGCCGGGCUGGCGCCGUCGCCUGCUGACACCAACGGCCAGUUCUCGCCACCGUCGCCGCCACCGCCUUUCGGCAUCGAGAUCGCGCCCAGCCCCACGGAGCCGAAUGGCGCCGCUGCUGCCGCGAAGGGGACUCAUGGCAUUGCCAGCACGGCCGCGCUCGUCAUCGGGACCUUGUUCUACGCACUCGUUUGAUACUGCGUUUUGUCCAAAUUAACACGCGCGCGGGAAAUAUGCUUUGCUUAUGGAAAGUAUCAUGUAUCUACGAUUGGUUUGAUUAAGUUUGCUUGUAAUAUCUCACAUAAUAGUUGAUGUACUACAAUGUAUAAAUUAAAGUGUCGCUGAACAUUGUUACAAGUGAUGAGUUGAUGCCUUGUUAGCUUCAAUAAAGCUCUCAUUAUCGGAAA